Molecule: messenger RNA, 434 nt
Organism: Coregonus clupeaformis (lake whitefish)
Lineage: Eukaryota; Metazoa; Chordata; Actinopteri; Salmoniformes; Salmonidae
Product: HBS1-like protein
Exons: 4
Coding region: 49-330 (93 amino acids)
Source: RefSeq, a predicted model, not a curated record
GGGGGGAAGAGCCAGGUCGCACCCCAGGGAAGGCCAAGUAACAGCUCAAUGUCAGGGCAGGGCUGGAGAAGAGGCAAGGAGGCAAGCCUCUCCUCAACCUGGUGGUUAAAGGCAGACGUUGCGGUAUUAGUAGUGGACGCCAGCAGAGGGGAGUUUGAGGCGGACCCUCGAGGCGGGCGGCCAGACACGGGAGCACGGCCUUCUGGUGCGAUCGCUGGGGCGUCACGCAGCUCGCUGUCGCCAUCAAUAAAGGUGGACCAGGUGAACUGGGAACAUGAACGAUUCAAAGCUUGGACAGUUCUUAAAACAGGCUGGCUUCAAGGAAUCUGAUGUGUUCUACGUCCCGACCAGCGGCCUAUCAGGAGAGAACCUCACCACUAAGAGUUCUGUUCCGGAGCUGACAUCCUGGUACUCCGGACCCUGUCUUCUGGAAC